Styela clava is the source of this 2659-nucleotide messenger RNA. Its product is annotated as E3 ubiquitin-protein ligase SMURF2-like. The record is from RefSeq and is a predicted model, not a curated record. Gene Ontology annotation, biological process: proteasome-mediated ubiquitin-dependent protein catabolic process; protein ubiquitination; negative regulation of BMP signaling pathway. Gene Ontology annotation, cellular component: cytoplasm. Gene Ontology annotation, molecular function: protein binding; ubiquitin protein ligase activity. Lineage: Eukaryota; Metazoa; Chordata; Ascidiacea; Stolidobranchia; Styelidae.
UUUAGUUAAAUCGACGAAUUCCUCGUCAAGUUGGAUUGUAAUAAUUUAGCAGACGGCUUGUCAGGAAGAUUCUAAUAAUUAGUUUGUGAUCUCACAAUUUGACGACAACCAUAGCUUUUGUGACGUUAUAAUUGUCUAAGAUAUGUUAUAACAAUGGGUGUGGAUAUGUUUAAAGUGAGAAAGUUUCGUGUAACAGUAUUCGGAGCAAAGAAUCUCAGCAAAAGGGAUUUCUGCAGACUUCCAGAUCCAUUUGCAAAGAUAGAAGUGAAAGGAUCAGGACAAAGUUAUUCUUCUAAUAUAUGUAAAGCAACACUUGAUCCAAAAUGGAAUGAACAUUACGAUCUAUACGUCAGCAAGUCAGACAGUAUUGAAAUCUCAAUUUGGAAUCAGCGAAAAAUUCAUAAAAAGAAGGGGGGAGGCGGAUUCUUAGGAUGUAUCCGUAUCAUGUCAAAUGCGAUUGGUCGGUUGAAAGAUACUGGCCCGCAAAGACUCGACUUGUGUAAACGUCAAACGGAGGAAAACAACCAGGAGCCGAUAAGGGGUAAGGGUCAAAUUGUUGUUAGCAUCGUCAGUAGAGACCAUGAGGAUCGGAUUCCAUCAAAUGCAGUUCUUAAUGCGAGUAUGUUCACCAAUAACAAUCCAUUAGAUGGCGCUAAUAAUCUACCUGAUGGCUGGGAGGCUCGACCGACAGCAACAGGGAGGAUUCAAUAUGUGAAUCAUUAUACAAAAACAAUUCAAUUUGAACGGCCGACCCGACCUGCAGUUCCACACGGUCCGAUGAGAUCGGCAAGUGCAAUAGUAACCAACGGGAACCGGUCGUCAGGCUCGAAUUUACAACGACGAAGCAUGCCGCCAUCUAAUGGAAAUCGAUCAUCCAUGACAGAAACCUCAAUAAACUCUCUAAAUGGCGACGGAACACCAGACCGUCGUCGGGACUAUAUGACACGGAAUACUUUACACCGGGAUGGAGUCAUAGCCAUGCCCUUACCUGAGGGGUACGAACAAAGGACUACGCAACAGGGCCAAGUGUAUUUCUUGCACACCCAGACAGGGGUAUCUACAUGGCACGACCCACGGAUACCCAGACAAUUAACGCAUAUAAAUGGGGAUGAUUUAGGGCAAUUACCCCCAGGGUGGGAAAUGCGGACUACGUCUACCGGUAGAGUCUAUUAUGUCGAUCACAGCAGUAGAACUACGCAGUUCACAGAUCCUAGAAUCAGUCAGUACAUUGAUCAACUACAGAAGAGAGGCAAUGGGAACGCCACAGAGGACAUGGAGAACGACCCACAACUGCCAAAGUAUAAACGAGAUCUCGUGCAAAAAAUGAAAGUAUUAAGAAGUGAAUUAUUAACCCAACAACCUCAAACUGGCCACUGCAGAAUGGAAGUUUCAAGAACUGAAGUUUUUGAAGAUUCAUAUAGACAAGUAAUGAAAAUGCGACCAAAGGAGCUUAAAAAACGACUGAUGGUAAAGUUCAAAGGUGAAGAGGGUUUGGAUUACGGUGGAAUCGCGAGGGAAUGGCUUUAUCUUCUCUCCCAUGAGAUGUUGAACCCUUAUUAUGGAUUAUUUCAGUAUUCACGAGAAGACAUCUACACUCUUCAAAUCAAUCCUGAUUCUUCUAUAAAUCCAGAACAUUUGUCGUAUUUUCAUUUUGUCGGACGAAUUCUCGGAAUGGCAGUUUUUCACGGCCAUUACCUCGAUGGGGGAUUCACGAUGCCUUUUUAUAAACAAUUGCUUGGGAAACCCCUAUCCUUGGAGGACAUGCAGCAGGUUGACCCAGAAUUGUAUACUUCAAUGCAUUGGAUAUUGACGAACGAUAUAACCGAUGUUCUCGAUCACACUUUUUGCGUAGAACAAGACUCGUUUGGGAAGCGAGUCGAGCAUGAAUUAAAACCUGGGGGUUCGGAAAUCGAAGUCUCAGAAGAUAAUAAGAAAGAAUACGUCCGACUUUAUGUUAAAUGGAGAUUUUUGAGAGGAAUUGAAGCCCAAUAUCUGUCACUUUCUAAGGGUUUCUAUGAGAUUGUCCCGCAACAUCUCCUGCGUCCAUUCGACGAACGAGAACUUGAACUGAUCAUCAGCGGUCUCGGAAAGAUUGACAUCAAGGAUUGGAAAAAAUAUACAAAAUAUAAGCAUUGUAACCAGGACUCAAAUAUUGUUAAAUGGUUCUGGAGAACGGUGGAAUCUUAUGAUGAAGAGAAACGUGCUAGGCUGCUCCAAUUUGUCACUGGUUCUGCUCGAGUUCCUCUGCAGGGAUUCAAAGGGUUACAAGGAUCAACAGGAACCCAAGGUCCGAGGUUGUUCACAAUCCAAUUCGUCGACUGUAAAACUGACUGCCUUCCUAAAGCUCAUACAUGUUUCAACCGCAUUGACAUCCCGAAUUACGAAAACUAUGACAAACUUCGAGACAAAAUCACAUGCGCGAUUGAAAACACUUGCGGAUUCUUCACAGAAUAAAAAAGCAAUGAAGCAAAACGUCUUCAAGUGGCGGAAUCAGCUGCAACUAUCGCACCAAUCUCAAUAUUUAAACUGUGUGAAUAAGCUGAAAAUACUCGCCGUUAGAGUAAUAUGGAUCUAGAUGAGGAGGGAGCGUCGAACUAAAAAACUAUAAAAAAAGCUGCUAGGCUUUGUGUUCCUCCCUAACUAAACGAUAAUUAUAUAA